Messenger RNA from Aethina tumida (small hive beetle), 1089 nucleotides. Its product is annotated as beta-1,4-glucuronyltransferase 1-like. The record is from RefSeq and is a predicted model, not a curated record. Lineage: Eukaryota; Metazoa; Arthropoda; Insecta; Coleoptera; Nitidulidae. The transcript has 4 exons. The coding region runs from base 1 to 1089 and encodes 362 amino acids.
AUGGGAACAAAAAUCCAUCAGAGGGGUGAAUAUCGAGUAUUAUAUAAUUUCGUCAGGGCAAGUCGAAACUUUAACUGCGACGAAUCUAUUACGUUGGCUGCACCAGGGGACUUCAGAUUUUUAGAUAACAUUGCCCCUCUGGCGAAAAUUUGGAGAGGUCCAAUAAGUAUUGCGUUAUACGCCCCUGGACAUGAUUUAAACACAACUUUACGGUACAUUGCAUAUAUCAGGCACUGCACCAAUGACUACGUGAAGGAGCUUGUAACAUUCCAUGUGUUCUUUGAAAAUGCACAUAUAGAAAAGAUGAACACACCAAUUAUAAAUUUAUAUAAUGAUUAUUAUGACUGCACAUCACACCCUUUACAAAAUUUUAACGAAUCACUAAUGUACAAAAACCAAAACAAUCUACUGUUCCCUAUAAAUGUUGCAAGAAAUAUCGCCAGGGAAACGGCCAAUACGCACUUUAUAUUAUCAUUAGACAUUGAACUAUUUCCGACACCAAAUUUUAUCAAAAGUUUCAUGGACUUGGUCAAGAGAAGACCAAAAUUAUUUUCCGUAAAAAAGAGAAACGUAUUUGUUUUACCUAUAUUCGAGGUAUUAUCAAAUGCUCAAAUUCCACAGAAAAAAACUGAACUUCAAAAAAUGUACUUAAACAAAACAGCAUUUUGGUUUCAUGAAAAACUAUGUAAAAAAUGUCAUUAUGUUAUCAAAUGGAAGGAGUGGAUGGCACAGGCUGAAACAAAAAAUCUUGAUGUGUUUGCAUCCGGUAAAAGGAUUGAUUAUCACAAAGGUUGGGAGCCUUUUUUUAUAUCAACACAUAGAGAACCCAUAUUCGACGAACGUCUUACUUGGGAGGGCCAAGGCAAUAAAAUGAGUCAAGCAUAUGCACUAUGUUUGAUGGACUAUAAAUUCAAUGUUUUAAACAACGCAUUUCUUGUUCAUAAGCCGGGAUUAAAGAAAAAGAAAAAGCAGCUUCUGGAAUAUCAGUCUUUGGUUAAUAGAACUGAAACACUUUUGAACUCUAUAAUAAAAUAUGAACAUAUUAAAUUGUACGGUAAUAACAGCAGAUGUGUUGUAAAGGUUACUUAA